Messenger RNA from Physella acuta, 12890 nucleotides. Its product is annotated as dmX-like protein 2. Gene Ontology annotation, molecular function: protein binding. NCBI's taxonomy places the organism in Eukaryota, Metazoa, Mollusca, Gastropoda, Physidae. The record is from RefSeq and is a predicted model, not a curated record. Gene Ontology annotation, biological process: vacuolar acidification. Gene Ontology annotation, cellular component: RAVE complex.
UGGCCGCUCAGGGGCAGGAAGCAGUAAAAUCAUCUGAUCAUCUGAGCAACUUUUUUUGUUUACCAUGAGAUGUAUGUGGUUACAGAGUUGAAACGAUUUUAAUUUGUAUAGAACACUACAGCUAAUAUGAACAGACACCAAAUCCUCACAGGAGCUUGCAAUGGGGGAUACUGUUAUGCUCUGGGAAGUGUUGAAGGUGUCGUUUUUAUUGCUUAUGCUUCAGGAUGUGAUAUCGUCAUUUUAGCCAGCAACUUUGAGCGGGUGGUCACCAUCCCUGGUGUGCUCAGAGGGAGUAUCAAGGUCAGCUGUGUGGACUGUUCUACAGAUACAGGCAAGAUUGCUGCAAGUUUUGGCAGAAAAAUUCAUAUCUUUGAACCCACACCAUCCAGCACAGAGAGCGGCCAUGGCUCACAAUUAGGGAGAAAGCCAAAGAAGCUAGACUAUAGAUGGUUUCCUACUGCUGAGCUGGAUGCUGACUGUUAUGUGGAUUGUUUGAGUUGGAAUGUGGAAGGCUCCCGUCUCCUGACUGGUGGUGAGUACAUCCAAAUGUGGGAGUUUGUGCACAAUGCCCCACCCCCACCAGCCACCCCACAGAAGGUGUCCUUCACCCUGGGUGUUGGCCACUGUGAUGAUGACGACCCAGUGACCCACAGGCUGGUGCAGGCUAUAGCAGACCCUGACCAUGUCACUGACCUCCAGCCUGACCCUGGCUCCUGGGAAUGUGUUUGGAAAACAAAACCUGCGUCUCCUGUGACUCAUCUAGAAUAUUCUCCUGACAGUUUUGUGUUUGCUUCAUUAGGCAAGAAUGAACGACUUGUGAAAAUCUGGUAUGAGGACCAAAAAGUAUCCCAAGGACUGAUGCGCCAUGACAGUGUGCUGAGCCCCAAGAAGUGCUCCAUCCACUACACGUUUGUUUACAUAAGCCACCCGCGGGCUGUCACAGGCUUUGAGUGGAGACAGACCAGCAAAUACAUGCCAAGGGGUUCUGUGGCCAACAUGAUGGUGACGUCUUGUGAGGAUAAUGUCUGUCGCAUAUUUGUUGAGACCAUCCUGCCUGACGCCGGCUUGCUGGACCUGGAGCAGUUUGACCCGGCCAUGUCGUCAGACCCCAAGUACCACACACAAAGACACAAGAAAAGAUUUGUUCAGAGGCUCAAGAACUUAAAGGUGUUUCACAAGCGCAGAAAACAGUCCAAGUUGGGCUCAGAUAACUUGUUGAAUGGCCAAACUCUACAGAACUCCUCCAGUGUACACGACUUCCACAAGUUUGCCAUUCAUCACAAUGGUGUCUCACCUGUACUACAUUUCCAUCUCGCCUGCAGUAUUAAUCCUGAUACAGAUAUCCCCCUACUGCCCAUAGUUGGCAACAAGGAGGAUGUAGACAACAACUUCAGGCUGCACUGGCUGAACAACAAAGAGCUGGAGUUCACCAUGGAGGCUGAGAAGCUUCUGCAGGAGUUACACCAGAGGUUGAUAGCAGAAGAAGGUGACCAGCAGUCAUCCACACCCAACCAGCUGCUCAGUGAUGUGGAGGAUGAAGAUGAGCAGCUGGAUGCAGACAGUUCACACAGACCAGCCAAGCUAAAGACAGAGAGAAACAGAGUGAAGGAGAAUGGCAUCUCCUCACAUCACUCCAGCUUCUCAUCCAAUGAGGACAUCAACCCAGACGGAGACCAUCCUCCUGAGUUUCCUAUCCACCUGCUACAGUCUGGCCUGAUUGACCGCCUGGACCGUAAAAUUGAUGCUCUCCUCCUGGACUGGCACAGUAACCCCGACUAUGUCUUCUGUAUUCACCCUGUGGAUGGCAGCUUUCUUGUCUGGCUAAUUGACCACCUUGAUGAAAGCACACCCUUCACCUUCCAUCAAGCACAAGCCAGUUUUUCCUCCCGUCUGCCGCGUGCCGUCCCCAUCCCUGAUGCGCGGAGCAUGUCCAGCAAGUUGUUGAUGUACUGCAACUACAGCAAGAUGGACAGCAAGAGUCCAGUGGGAGACAAGACAAGCUCUGGCCAUAAGCUGGGCACCAUGUUGGUCCCCAGCAUCCAUAUGGUGACCAAACACAGCAACGGCUCACUCAACCAGUGGCAGGUCAGUUUUGCUGAAAAAACCAAGUUCCAAAAUAUUGUCAGUGUUUCCCACGUGUCACGUGCAUGUGGUCACCGCUUCCGCACCAACUCGGCCGCCUGCCACCCAGUCCUGCCACUGAUGCUGACCACAUCCCACCACAACCUGCCUGGAAGUGACGAGCCAACAUCCAAACAGGAGAAUGACGCUGAAGACUGGAGACAGACUGGCCCAACCUUCUGCAGUGAGCUGAUACUCUGGCAGGUGGUGCCUGUGGGGCCACUGUCCAAGUCAGGUGGGCUGACGGAACUGUGUCGCAUCAACAACUCCUGCCCCUCAGCUUUCACCAGUGUUGCCUGGGUGCCCACCUUGCUGCCCAGCACCAGUUUGGGUUCUUACAGCAACAGUCCCAGUGCUCUGUUUGUGGCAUCAGAUGGAAACUGUCUGCGGCUCUUCCAGGCUGUCAUAGACGCCAGGUCACUUCUGCUAGACAAGACACAACCAACAAAAGCCAGCCUGUCUAAUGCCAGUACUAGCUCAGGCUCCAGCUACCAUGAGCUGCCUAAAAAAACAUGUCUAGACCUCUUCAACAUUGUGUCCCUGCAGUCCUCCGCCAGACCUGGCUGUGUGCUGGAGUUGGAUGCCAUUAGUGAUGCUCUACAGGAUUGGCAGAACAUUGAGCUGCUUCACGUGUACCAGGAACAGCUGAUCACUGGUGAGGACGCUGAAGGCUCCAUCGAGGCGGUCGUUGACCUGAGCUCCCAGCACACCUUUGAUGAGAACUUUUACCUGCUUGUGCUGGAGAAGGUGGAGACAAAUGGCAGUCUGUUGCACAUGUGGAAAAUCACCAUCGACUCCCAGCCCUCUGCUGACAAGACAGGCAAUGCUGGUGAGUGGGACCAAUACAAGUCUCUUGUGGACAGCUACAACGAUGAACUCAGUCCCAAUGGAGUGGACUACAGCGCUGUCUUCCCCAAGUCUUCAUCCAGCCACGUCAUGACCAUGUCUGUCAGGACCACUAAAGUGUGCACCCAAAAGCUCUCACUGCCCACUGAUGUGGAGGUGGUGUCUGCCGCUGUGUCAGGUGGCCAUCUGAGCUCUGCCUCCAUCUACCCGGCCUGCUUGGCCCCCUACCAGUUUGUCACGGCCUGUUCAGAUGGGAAGGUGCGCUUCUGGAGGUGCAGCGUGGCCAGCAUGCCUGCAGAGACCAGCAGCUGCAGCGUGACCAGCUACGAGUUCUCCAUGGAUGAGACCCAGGUCCAGCCCCAGGUCAGGUCCAGGAGGGAGGAGAUGAGGAGAGAGCACAGCUACAGCUGGAGCCAGUGGGAGCUGACCACCUCCUCCCUCAACAAGUCCAGCGCUGUCAAGGUGGAAGGCAAGCCCAUCGCUGUAUGUUGUGCCUACAGUGGUCGCCUGGCUGUGGCCUUCAGGUCUGGGCCAGUCAGAAGUCAGCCCCAACAUCCAGAGAACAAGUUUGUCAACCUGCGCGUCAUCAUCUACGAAUGUGAAUCUACCGGUGGAUCUGAGUGGGUUCAAGAAGACAUCAUAGAGCUGAACAACACCAAAAUCCCGGACCCCAAACAUGAGAUUGACCUGUGCCUGCUCCACAGCUACGACACCCCCCAGAUGGCCGACCCCCUGGACAAGCCCGCUGUGCAAACAGCCACAGCCUUCAUGACCAGGACCAAGUCCGUGCCCAGCCUGAGCACCAUCCAGUCGGUCAGGAAGUCCAUCUCCCAGGCUGGUAACAAGAAGGGACUCCUCCAGCAGAAGUGUCUGGUGCAGCUUGACUGGGUCUCCACUGAAGAUGGCUCUCACCUGCUCACUGUUGGCGUGGGAUCCAAGAUCUUCAUUUAUGGACAGGUGUCGUAUGAGAUUGCCAGAUCCCUGAGGUCACUGAACCAUGAGAGUGAGAGCACCAAGGAGGACAAGAGGUCAGCCUUUGCCAGCAGCAAACUGCUGACCAUCAACAAGUCCAUGGUGGCAGAGGAGGUGCAGGAGGAGAUCCGAUGGAUGCAGCUCAAGGGGAUAGAACUCUCCACGGCUGAUGGCUUACCUCCCCUACCCAUGCACAUGAGUUGGGUGCGGGCAGGAAUCUUGGUGGUGGGCAUGGACAACGAGAUGCAGGUGUUCACCCAGUGGAAGCCCACCAACCUUGACCUUGAAGAGCAGGUAGAAGAAGUGGCGACAGAUGACUGGCGCACCUUGACUGAGGCCAAACUUGUGACCGCAGCCUCCAGCCUGAACUUGUGUAGCAACUUUAAGUCCAAGUCCAACUUCAAAACCUCCUUGUCCAUGUCCAACUUCAAGCACGUCUCUGCCAGCAGUGCCCAGCUGCCAGUAGCCAAGAAAAUGCCAGUGGGAGCUGUAAAGCCAAGCCAGCCUCAAAACAUCUCCAACCUGCCGGUGCUCUUUGACACCGGUUUGUUUGAGGCUGGCAGGUUUGCCAACCCUGUCCUGCCCCAAUAUCACCCCAAGCUGCUGAUGGAGCUGCUCAACUUUGGCAAGACCAAGAGGGUCAAGGCCAUCCUGGCUCACCUGGUGCGCUGCAUCAGCUGCUCCAGUGGUGUGCAGACCAUGUACUCUGAAGAACACUUGGACAACGGCCAUUUGUCAGUCAAGUUGCCAAGACAAAGAAGUUCAUCAGUGCGCAGUGAGCAAGACUUGGGAGAUGGCGACGCGGCUUCCAUCAAUUAUGUGGAGAUCAAAUCCAUCCCCCCCCUGCCGCUGUAUGCCCUGAUAGCUGCUGACAGAGACACCUCGUCCUUCCACUCUGACAUCAAAGCUGGCCACGCCAACACAGAGAAAGACUACUCUGAGAUUCUAGAAAGCAACAUGAAGAAAACUGAAGAUGAUCUGGAUGAGCAGCUCCUCUCUACAUCAGCAGAGAGCACAGGUAGCGCCCGCCGUCCUCGCCUGCCCUCCAGUGGCAGCAAGCCCCACACAGACCCGUACAGCUUUAACCUGGCGCAGGCUGCGGUGCUCAGGGAGUAUCUCUUCAAGCUCAACCUGCCUGGCCUAUCUGGCAACGACCAGUUCUAUUUGGCUGCACUAGCCGAGGUCGUGGGAUCAACAACCUUAGACUUCAGAGAUGCCACACAUGCUGAGAAGAAAGAACAGCAGGACAGUGUUGAUGAAUGUGGCCUGAGGUUCCUGUUGGCCAUACGACAGUACCAGUGUCUGGUCAAGACUCUGCCUCCUAUACAGCGGGUUCCUUUGUUAGAGAAAGGCAUCAGAACAUUCCAUUUGGUUUGGGCUUUCCAUUCAGAGUCCAUCCAGGAACUGCUGUCAGCUAUCCCCUGUGUGAAGGCAGAAGAACCUGUGUGGGAAGAGCUGAAACUGUAUGGCAUAGGCUGGUGGCUCAACAACAUCACCCAGCUGAAAACUCUGAUGGUCAAGGUGGCAAACACAGCCUUUAAGAAAAGUAAAAAACCUAUGGAUGCUGCUAUCUACUAUCUGGCCAUGAAAAAGAAAACAAUUGUUAAAAGCAUGUUCAAGACAGUUCAGGAUAGUAAAAUGGAAUCAUUUUUUGGCCAAGACUUCAGCACAGAAACUCACCGCCGUGUGGCCAUGAAAAAUGCUUUCCAUUUGCUGUCCAAGGGUCAGUACCAGCACGCAGCUGCUCUGUUUUUUCUGGCUGGACAAGUGGACAACGCCAUCAAUGUAAUUUUGGACAAACUAGAAGAUGUCCAGCUGGCCAUUGUCUUGUGUCGUCUGUUUGACGACACUCUGCUGCCUGACACUGUCAGAAACUUGUAUUAUGAGAGAAUUCUGGGACUGGACAAAGAUGGCCACAACUAUGAUGCCAGGAAAGCUUCUCCAGAUCCCUUCCUGCGCUCCAUGGCACUCUGGCAAAUCAAAGACUACGAGUCGUCCCUCCAAACUUUGCUUGAGAAAAAUGUUGGUAAAUCCCAUGCAGAGUAUGGUGACAUGGACAAGCUGUUGCAGAUAACCAAAGUGUUUAACUUCUACAAUUAUUUAAGGACACAUCCCCUGAUAACUCGUCUACGCCUGGCAUCCUCUUCACUCAAGAGACGAACCAAGCUCAUCACUGGCUUCACACACACAGACUCGCUUGUCUCUGAGGGCAUCACCACCUUGGACCAGGUCACACCCUCGGAGCGCCAGCUCUUCUUUGCCACAGCCCAUGCUCACUUCCAGAAUGGCUGCCCGCUGGUGUCCAUUGAGGUGAUGAGAAAGCUGCCCAAGUGUCCGCUGCUAGUGGAGGAGGAUCUCCAGAAGAUGGCAUACUUCGCCAACAGGAGGCGCCAGUCACUCUAUGAGAUAGACAACACCACUGGAACCUUCCAGGACCUGAACAUCAUGGCGCAAGAAAAACUCUCACCUCUCAAGUCUCCUGACCCAUUUGCUGAACUUCAAGACAGCAGGGCAGACAGCUUUGGACAGCUCAAACAGACAGCUGUCUCCAUGGACUGGAGCACUCCAAGUCGUGUCCAUUUUCAAGAUGACCUUGACCUUGAGUUGGACUUGGGACUAGGUGAGGAUGAUGAGGACGAGAAUGAGCCAGCUGAGAAUAUAUCUGAAGAGGUCAAGUCUAAAGGUCAAAGUUCACUUGUCAAUGGCCACGAUGAGGAUGAGGAAAUGACAGAGGAAGGAAACCACAUUGAUAUUAUGUCACAACAGUACAAGUUUAUAGCUUGCUUGAAGGUGUUGAGUGAAGAACUGGGUAACCUAGCAACAGGGUUUGAAGUUGAUGGGGGACAACUCCGCCAACAGUUGUACAUAUGGCUUGAGAAGGAGGUUGAGAUACUCAGAGUUUUAUGUAACUAUGGGAAAAGUUUGGACAGCACACCUUUACCUCUACCUGACACAACAGAUGAAAGUUUCUUAGAUGAACCAAGUUUUGAUGAGAGUGAAGACUAUUUCAGCUCAGCCAAGCGCGGUCGAACUGUUUCCAUCAGGUCUGAUGCUUCUGUAGGGAAAGCAUCUUUGUAUGAAGUGAUGAAAGCAGAGAAGCAGGACCUCCAGAGUAAGGUGGCCCGUGUGGCCAGGAGGAAGGCGUGGCUGCGGGCCAACCAGCAUCUGCUGCGUACACUGGCAUCCUACUGCAUCCUUCAAGGCUCUGGUGGUGGCGGCCUGGCCUCAGUACGCAUGGAGAUCCUGCUCUUGCUGCAGGAGCUCCAACAAGAGAGGCCCCAGCAACAGCUGCUGUCACCAUUGCCCUAUCCCACAACCCUGCCCCUCCUCUCAGCCAGCAUUACCAGCAGUCGCAGUGUCAUAGCUGACCCCAUCCAGUACCUGCAGGGCAGCAUACAGGACCUGUUGCAGGCUGUGAUUGAGAUGGCCCAGCCACCAGACAUCAACACGGACAUUGUGCUGGUCAGCACGGUCAGGGACCUGGCAGUGGCACUGUCCUCAUGCAUCUACCAGAGUCUGUGUGACAGUGACACUUUCAAUGUCGACGUCACUCAUGUUGGCAUUGAUGGUUUUAUAAACCCUGAGUUCUCCUACCCGUCAAGCCAUCUGAUGGCAGGUGUCAAGCGUAUACGUCAGCGUAGUGUCAGCAGUGGGGAGGAAGUUGUCAACACACCCCCGGGGAAGUGGCCAGGUGUGGCAUCUCUGAAGGUUCUGUUAGCCAGAGAGAGAGACGAAGACGCCCCCAAGUUGACAGUGCUGCUGACAGAGUCCCUGCUGGCAGUGUACACAAGUCUGCUGGUCUCAGCACUCAGCAUGUACGACCCUCAGAUGAUCUACAGGCUGGUGGCCAACAAGUUGGACAGGCGAACCUGGGCCGCUCUCUUUGGUGGGGGCAACAAAACAGCCAUCAAGUCAGAGAAAACUAUCCCAAGGUCUCAGGAUGAAGUCAGCAAGCACCGAAUGAACUUCAACUAUAAAGUCAUGUCCAGCAGUGGGGUGGCCCCGCCCACCAGCUCACCUAUUGAGGUCAAGGAAACUUACAGGGAGAAGUUUAUCCCACCGGAAUUAAGCAUGGUCAACUACUUCAUGACCAAGCCAUUUGUGUCUUCUGACACCAUCUUGGACUACGACUCAGAUGAUUCUGUUGAGUCAGAGGAGGACUGGUCAUCUACAGAUGAGGACGAUGAUGAAGAUAUUCCUUAUAAAAAACCUCCAACUUCUCUAGGUAAGAAGGCCGCCAACAGUGAGCACUGUGACUCAGGUUCCUUCAGCUGGUGCAUCAUCCGUCAUGCUGUCCUCAAGUCUGUCAUCAGCAACCUUUCCAAAUUCUUGCCAGAGAUUGGCAUUGAACUGUCAGAGCUGCCCAAUGCAUCCCCAGCACUGCAUGCGCUGAUCAAAGUCCUGGAACAGUGGGACCAGCUGCUCCAGUCCCAGCUGAACCAGUAUGGGGGGGCUCCAGACAAUUACAUCCCCAACAUCAUGGGGGACCUGGCUAAUGGUCAGCCUCAGUCCAAGCUGCAAGCCUUGUACAGCCCAGACAACAGCCCAUUCAUCUCCAACCGCUCGACUCUCCCCAUCAGAAGACUCUGGUUCUACUUGCUACAACAGGAAAACCUGAAGGAAAUUUUCCUCAGAUUUGUUUACAAAAGGAAGAAGGAACCAGAGGAUAGUGAAAUGGCCUCCAUGAGAACAUCUAGCAGUGACAAUGAACAACAAAUCAGAGAUCCAAUGAAAAUUAUCCACAAAGAACAAGAUAUCAUUACAUCGUUUGCCAUUAACCAGGCUAACACCAACCUGCUGACCUUAGCUACACAAAAAGAAAUUGUUGAAUUAGACAUCGGCUACUUGCUGCAGCCACCAGUAUGGUUGGAGGAUGAAAAUGAAUACGACAUUGAGAUGUUAAAGAACCCCAACCCAGGCUCAGAGAACCCAGACUUCCUGGUGGUCCAGACGCCAAUGGACACCCUGCAGCCCAUGAGUGGCACCCAGACACCCAGCACCUCCUACAUGCCCUCCCCCAGUUCCAGCCAGUUCAACCUGCAGACAGGGCGGGGCUCCACUGUGCCUUUAUACCAAGCUAGAACUCAUACAAAAACGAUACUUAGAAGACCUGUGAUGGGUGUCAGACGAAUAGGCUCUCAUCCAGUGUUACCUCACUACUUGACUGGGGGUGCUGAUGGGGCGGUGCGCCUGUGGGAGUGGGGCCAUGGCCAGCCUAUCACCACACUGAGACAAUCUGGUUCCUUUCCUAAAGUCACCAAAGUACUUUUCAAUGCACAGGGUAACAAGUGUUGUGUGAGUGACACAGAGGGCAGUGUCUGUCUGUGGCAAGUGGGAGUUGGCAGCAACUACAACAAACCCAUUAUGAGCCUUCAGUGCCACAACAAAACCACAAGUGACUUCCAGUUUGUUGGCUCCUCCAGUCUGAUAGCCACAGCAGGACAGUCAUCUGAGCACAAGAAUGUUUGCAUCUGGGACACCUUGCUGCCCCAUAGGAGUUCUCUGGUCCAUGCAUUCCAGUGCCAUGAACAGGGCAGCCCAGCUCUUGUCUACGCUUCACGCCAACAUUUGCUGAUUAGUGGGGGCAGGAAAGGAGAAAUAUGUAUAUUUGAUCUACGUCAGCGCAUAUUGAAGCACACAUUCCAGGCCCACGAAGCUCCCAUCAAAUGUUUGGCUAUAGAUCCAGAUGAGGAUUACUUUAUAACAGGCUCAGCUGAUGGGGAUAUCAAGGUCUGGGGCCUCAAGAUCCACCAGUUAAUCUUCUCUUUUCCCAUGGAACACAGCAAGAACACUUUCUUCAAGAAUGUUGGCUCAACAUCAGGUGUGGCUCAGGUGCAGAUCGGCCCAUUAAAUCACAUGUACUCGUGUGGGGUGGAUGGCUCCAUGAAGUUCAGACAGCUCAAGGAAAGGGAGCUUGUUGUACAUCACUGGGCUUAAGUCCCCUUAGUGCUGGUAUACACCAGAUUAGCUUAUUGAAUCUAGAGUUUAGAGCCAGUCAUUGUAGCAGUUCAUUCACAUUUUUAAAACUUUAUUUCCAAACUUUUAAAACUUGUCUCUAGAUAAUUUUGAUUUAUGCAUGGUUAAAUAUUUGAUAGAAAUGUAAAGUUGAUAUCUUUUAUUUUAAAAUAUUAUAAACAGAUUUGUGUUCCCUUGAUGUGCAAUAGAAACUGGCAGUUGCAUUAUUUGAUGAAUUAAAUGUUUUUCAUACUGAUGUGUACAUUCCUAAGACAUAAUAUCUGUUUCAAAUCAUGUAACUUGUGAGUAAAUUAUUUUUUUUUUUGCAUGCCUAGUUCAUCUUUGAUGAGUUUAGUAUUUAAUUCUAAGAGUAGAAUUAGUGCUGAACAUGUACUUGUGUAGUGGGUGGGUUGAGUCAGUCCACCCUAAGACAUCUGUAGCGGGUGGGUUGGGUCAGUCCACCCUAUGAUAUCUGUAGUGGGUGGGUUGGGUCAGUCCACUCUGAUAUCUGUAGUGGGUGGGUUGGGUCAGUCCACCCUAAGACAUCUGUAGCGGGUGGGUUGGGUCAGUCCACCCUAUGAUAUCUGUAGUGGGUGGGUUGGGUCAGUCCACCCUAUGAUAUCUGUCUGUUUUUCUUGUGCUAGAAGAGUGUGGCCUGCAUGAGAUUUUCUUAUGUGUAAAUGCUGUGUAUCUGGUCAUUAUAUGAAUUUGUUUUGAUCUGGGACCAAAGUGGGAUCUUGCUCACUGCCUGCUGUGAUGCCAAUCUUGGUUGUGGUCAGCUCAAAGAUUUCUCAUUUAUAGGAUUAGAUUAAUUAAAAAAAUAAUUAUAUAAAUGUCUGUAGGAAAAAGCUUACGUAACUUGAUUUUAUUUUUAAUUUAUUUAUGUUUAUCUGAAGAAUUAGUCAUACAAUUCAAUAAAAAGUUUUUAUUUUUUUUUUUAUUUGCACUAUUAAUUUUUAGAGAUAACCAUAAAGAGUACAAUUGGACAUAGAAGUUAUUUGAUGUAUACAAACUUGUACAAUUGGAUGUAGAAGUUAUUUGAUGUAUACAAACUUAGCAUAAAAAAAUGUUUAUUAGUUAAUACAUGGGAGGCAUAAAUAAUGUAACUGUGUUACUGAAAAGAUUUUUUGCUGCAGCUGUUUGAAGUUCUUAGUGUACUUAAUAUUUGAGCUGAAAUGUAAUUAUUAGCUUGAGGCUAGUGGGACUUGAGGAUUUAACUUUGCCAGUUGUUUAUUCUGUAUGAUAAAGGCUGUCUAAAUGGAAGAAUCCUCAGUUGUCCCUGCAUACUGACUGUAAUAGGCUCUAUCUGAUGAGCCAACUUGUGAUAACCAAAAGGCUCAUUCAUACGCAUGUUAAAUAUUUGUACAGCUUUAGAAUGUGAUAUGUGUAAAAAAAAAUCAUUUCUAAGAGUGUUUCUUGAAAAUAGUAUCACCAACAAUUGUACUCAAGAAUUUUUUUUAUUUUGUCAAAAACAUGGGGAGAGUGAGGGUAGUUAUAUGGUGGAUUUGGCAAAACAAUUAUUUAAGGUCAAUACUUCUUGACCUCUAUUGGAAUAAUUGUCAUUAACUAAAUGAGUACUGGGGAUCAUGCACAUAAUAUUACUCCAUUGGAAAGACAAAAAGCUUUUACAACUUUUUUUUAAAAAUAAUGGGGGAUGAGAUUGUCAAAAUUUUAUUUUGAAAGUAUUUUCAAAUACCAAGGUAGGGUGUACAAGGCAUACAUACUAUGGGGGAGCUAGUUUGGUCAAAAAAUGUUUUUAUUUCUGCUGUAUGUGCAAGAUCCUUAAUUUACCUAUGUUUUUGAGUUUGAAUUAAUAUAUUAUAUUAUUGGGUUUUUUGUAUAGGCCUGUUGGAAACUUUUCAUUUGUUUAAAGGCUUUGUACCUCUGUAAAAAUUAUUUUUUUAAUUUUUAGUUAUAUUCUUAACUGGAUUAAUUUGAUCUGUUUGCUAAUUUUCUUAAGAUUCAAGUGAUUAAAAAUAGUACCUUUAAACAAGUUUGGCUAAAAACCUUUCAUAAAUUGUAUCCUUUCAAAAGUGUUUUUGGUAGAGAUUAAAGAGAGACUGUUUCAGUCAUCAGACAUGUGGGCUUUUUUUGGCAGAGAAAGGAAUGUUGGUGUAUUCUUAUUUUGUGAAUGGUAACUGCUAUGCAUAAAGUGAUCUCUGUCAUCUAAUUGCUUGUAGAUUAAGAACUGUUUAAAGUGUACCUACAUUAUCUUUUUUUCAGUGUUGAAAAGUGUUACGCAUUUUUGAAUACUUUCAUUUCAUAGAGCUUUACAUCAAGUUUUGGCUUUUUUUUUUCGUUUUGUAUCAAAUAUUUUAAACAUUUAAUUCACUCUUAUUGUUAAGGUACAUUUUAUUUUAAUUUACCUUAAAUUAUGCAAUAACUAAGAUACAUUUGAAAAUGUUUUUGUUUUACUUAACAAAACUUUGUUUUAGCAAAGACGAUUCUACAGGGCAAAGUGUUUGAGUAGCUCCAUCAAUUAAUUCCAUUUUUAAACUGUUUCUGGUAACAUUGUGUGAGUGUUUAGCAAUAUUCAUUCAACCAUUUUGUAACUCCUUUUUUCACAUAUGUGUCUUUCAAUCAAUUUAAUUUGUACAUAAAAUAAUUGUAUAGAAUGUAGCUGGAGUUUACUUCAUGAGAUGUAGUCAUGUUCAUUAGUAUUACAUUUUAUUUUAUUCAUUAUUGGGAGGGGGGGGAGUAAAAUUUUAAUUUCUUUUUAAACAAAUAAAAUUUAUUGUCUGAAAAUGUGUCAUUUUACAAGCGUUUAUUUAACUUGCUUCCUCUGUCUGUCUGUCCACAUAGAUAGAAACAUGCGAGCAAAAUUUCUGGCUGACAGAUUCGUUUCAAAGUUGGCAAGUGGGUCAAGACUUGACUAAUUAGAAUUAAUUUAAAUUUCUGAAAUAGUAUUCCACACUAUUAUAUGUGCCUUAUCAUGUUGAUUUGGUGCGCAAUUGUUUUUAGUCAUGAAACUAUUGUAAAUAAAAAGUACUGAAAAA